CAUCACCAAAUUCAGACGCUGUUCUGUUGCGGUGCAACUUGGUGGUGGUAUCAGCCAAAGUUAGAGCUGAGCUGUGCAAAUGGCCGAGACCCACUGUUCGUCCCCUUGCUCAAAGGCCUAUGGACGACCUGCCGGCGCGCAUCCUGGCCAGCGCAGCAAAAGGCGCCAGGGUCUUCCUCCUGGAUGGCUUUCCACGCAACCUCGAUCAGUCCGACUACUUCGAGGCGGUCGUCUGCCCGAUCAAAACCGUCAUCCUUCUCGAGUGUUCUGAUGAAGUGAUGCUCGCCAGGCAGCUCCCGCGGGCAAGAUUCGACGACGUCCCCGAAAACAUACAGCGCAGGAUCCGGACCUUCCGCACCACGACGUCGCUCGUGGUCGACUCCUUUCGCGAGCGAGGCAAGGUUCAAGUUGUCGAUGCUGAAGAAACGCCCGGUCAAGUCGCCGCGGCCGUGUCCGACCUGUUUUCCGAGCUCGCAGAAACUGGAAGCAAGAAACUCGAGCCAAUGACCGGCAGCCAGGCAGAGUGCCAAGCAGAAGGCGCCGGGACGAUCAUCAGCAUUUCCAGCCAGUAAAGACGGGCAAAACCAGGACAAACGCUUGGGCCAUUACCACAGAAGGAAGCUCUUGGCACUCGCGCCUUUUGGCAUUUAAACGGCACCAACUGAAAGAGAAAAAAAACCCCCGCAGUUCUAGUCAUCCCUUACUGCACAGUGCCAUGUGGUGACCGUAGGUCAACUUCUCAUUG
Molecule: messenger RNA, 745 nt
Organism: Gaeumannomyces tritici R3-111a-1
Lineage: Eukaryota; Fungi; Ascomycota; Sordariomycetes; Magnaporthales; Magnaporthaceae
Exons: 2
Coding region: 120-572 (150 amino acids)
Biological process (GO): CDP biosynthetic process; UDP biosynthetic process
Cellular component (GO): nucleus; cytoplasm
Molecular function (GO): UMP kinase activity; ATP binding
Source: RefSeq, a predicted model, not a curated record